Adineta steineri is the source of this 561-nucleotide messenger RNA. NCBI's taxonomy places the organism in Eukaryota, Metazoa, Rotifera, Eurotatoria, Adinetida, Adinetidae. The record is from the annotation of a GenBank genome assembly.
AUGGCAAGUACUUUACCACCUUAUAUAAAAUACUUGUCGGCUAUUGUAUUGAUCUUUGGUAUACUUUAUAAAUAUGAAAUUCCUACAACUGAUAAUAAAACAUUUUUAUUAACAAAAAAAUCUACAUUGCAAUAUAAUAAAUCACAUGUCUAUCAGAUAAUAACAAAUAUCGAUCGUUAUGCAUUGUGGUAUCCGAAUGUAGCUCGUGUUGAACAGAGCAAACCAAUAUCAUCCGGAUCUAAAAAACAGGUCGAUGGCAAAUAUCAAUUGAUUACUAAAAUACCUUUGAUUGGUGAUAUAUCAUCGGAAUUAACUAUUCAUACAAAGGAUCGACCAAAACGAUUUGUUUAUUCAGUUGAUUCAUGGUUACUUGAAAUAAAUUCAAUUGAAUUAAAAGAUAAUUCAAAUAAUAUCAAUUCAACUGAUAUUCAAUGGACCGUAUAUACAAAACGACGUAGUAUGCUUUUUCAGUAUUUAAUUUUACCAUUUGCUAAAUUUUAUAAAAAUCAACUUGUUCGCGAAGCACUCUUUACUCUCAUGCUUCAAAUUCGUAAUCUUUAA